This is a messenger RNA of Sus scrofa (pig), 8308 nucleotides long. The record is from RefSeq and is a predicted model, not a curated record. Lineage: Eukaryota; Metazoa; Chordata; Mammalia; Artiodactyla; Suidae.
CAAAAUUUCUGCAGAGUGGGGGAUACUUUUCCAAGUGAUACUCACGUUGAAAUUUUUUACUUUUCAAGAUAUCAACCAAGCCCUUAAACUCCUUACUUCAGAUCACAAAACAUAUGAAGCAGAGUAAAGGCACAAACAAGAGCAACAGGCAUUUUGCAAAAAUGAACCUUAACUUUUGCUACUUUAUAGGACUAUGAAUUCCAAAGGAGAGUUGACAGAGGACUGAGUGUUCUCCAUGAUUUUCCUAAAAACCCUGAUACAACAUCCUGGAGAAGGCAACAUGAAUGUGGAGCAGCAUGAUACAUAGGAGAUAUGCAAGUAGCAAAGCCAGUCUGUAUUAAAAAUAUAAAGGAUAUAAGGUAGACCAGAAGAGAGAUGUUUCCUUAUAUCACAUUUGACUAAGGAUAUAAUUCCCUUGUAGAAAGGCAAUCGAUGUUAUAUUUGAGUUAUGAGUUCUAUUGUUUAUAAUAUAUUCUGUAGGUAUGAGAUAUAUUGCUUAUAGAAUAUUCUGUAUUUCAUAGUAAUGAAGGGCCUAUGAUCAUAACUAAAGCUAAGGCUCUAGGAUGCAGAAAGUUUUUAUUGAUUGAUUAACUACUGAUAGUGAGACCAGGGUAGAGGUUAUAAGCAAAGGUUUUAGAGAUACAAUUGGGUACAAAUUUUAGCCUUAUUAUAUUACACACUAGCUUUUUGACCCAUCUAGGUUAUUGUAUAUCUAUGGGCCUCAAUUUCUACUUUCCAUCGAAAUAUCUAAUUUCUAUGGGCCUGUUAUUUCCAUUGGAGUAACUACCUCAUAGGAUUAUUUCAAGGACAAAAUAAACUAUCUGCAAAUUACUUAGUAGUGUCUGACACAGAUGGGUCAUUAAUAGUUGCUCUUAUUAAUUAUUAAGACUAAAUGGUCUGUAAUUUUUCCUUUAAAAGCUAGAAAAUAAAUUCCUUGGAAUUUAAAGCUCAUUUUCUCUCAUUUGUUUUGUUUUGAAAGUGAGCUUGAAGCAUUCUGAAAAGGAAAACAAGCUUGGCAUAAGAAAGCCAAACUAAUUUGAUUUAAAAAAUUCUUUAUUUACAAACUUCAAAACCUCUAACAUUGGAUGGAUAUAUUAAAUAUUUUGAAAAGAUGAUUAAGAAUCUAUCAUCUUUCCAGUAUGUUUUCACCGUACAUUUUGCUGAUAAAUUUCUUAUGAUAUUCAGCUCAAAAAAAAAAAAAACCCACAUCAAAGGGAAAAUCCCCUUCUUUGCCUUCACAAAGCAUUAACAAAAGUAUAAAAUUAUCUUAUCAAUGAACUUAAGUGAUUAUUAACCAUCCAGUUAUUUUGACAAUAAAAGCAAAAAAAAAAAAACAAAAAACAAAAAACCUGGUUUGAUUGACUUUAUACCUAAACUUAUUCUAUUUUUUUUUAAAUUACAAAACAUGUAUAUUUAUCAAUGGGUCACAAAACAAUCUGCCCAUUUCAGUAGCUGCCCACUCUUGAAACAGCACCUUCAUCUAUGUGGACCACAGUUCCUAACAUCUUAUCAAUAAUCAGUCCUGCAGAGUUGGCAGAAUCUUGAUAUGGUCAAGGUCGAUCUUUUGAAAAUUCAGAUACAAAAUGAUUUUAAAUGUCGUUUCAGCGUUUUGUUCUUAUAAAAGAAACAAUUCAUUAUUAUAGUUUUAUUCCUUCUCUGAAACUAUACUUUUGCAUUAUUCAAAAGUGCAGUUUUAAUUUUAACAGAAAACUUUUACUUUGCCUUAGAAGACCAAAUAAACAAUAUGAAUUGUCUUCCCUGGUUCUGUGGCUUAUUAUCAACCACUAUAUUUUUCUUUACAAUUAUCAAAAGAUUUGUAUUUUAUAUAUUUCAUAACCAUUUAUACUAGACCAUACUUCAUUUCAAUAGUAGGAUAGCACGUGACCAGGAAUAUCUCAUUGUCUUUAAGGCAGCAGUGAAGAAGUUAAUUCAUAGCUGCAUUUAUGAGUGAGAUUUAUUUUUGACCUGUGGUAAAAAGCUUUACCUUUCAAUUACUAAACUAUUUUUCCCAAGUGUCAAGAAGUCAUACUAGUAUAAAAGAGAUUAACGUAGCUAUAAAAGUAGUUUUUGUUUAAGUAAAGUUUGGAAUUAAAAAAUAGGGCAGUAAGUUAAAAAUCAGUUUCAAUCACUGGAACUACCAGAAGGAAUAGGAAAAGGAUGGGGUCGGGGAAGGGGUGGGGGGAGGAGAGCAAGAGAGACGAGAUUGAGAUUGAUUUUGAGAUCUUCAAGCUACACAUCACCCAUUUUCUUGUUUUGUUUUGUUUUGCCUUCUGGCAUUAUAAUAUUAGAGAUCUGGACAGCCGAACACCGAACCGUUUCCUCUUACUUUAAAGAUUUAAACGAUAAUAUUUUUAAAAAGUCUUCCUGGGUACAUCAGGAAUACUAUUCCAAAGCCAUGCGGUAGGGUGUGAAAUCAGAGUAUUCUUCAAACAAACACGACCUUUUCUGUUUCUUGUACUGCUCUUCUCAACCCAGCCAGAAAACCCAGACAAGUUUAUUUACACACACACCCGCACACGCGCGCACACACACACACACACCCACCCACCCACACGCAGAGAGAGCGGCGGAAACACCCUCUUUCUAGCCCUUCCAAACAAUUAUCUCCGAGAGCAAAAAAGAAAAUAAUCAACAGCCCUCUGUGCUGGGCGGCUGAGCCGGAGAGCCGGGCGCGAGGAGGGAGGGCCAUCGGCGGGCGAGUCGGGAAACGUGGCUCCUCCGGCGAGCAGAGGAUUUGUGAAGGGGAGCGCCGGCCCGCGUGCGCCUCUUGUUCCCCGUGUAAUUUGCAGCCAAUCAUCAGGGGUGAUGUGCAACUAAUUAAAGGCAGACUGGCAGCGUCUGCAAAUUCUAAGGCUCCCCAAAUAAAAAGAGACUGUUGUAACAGUUGGAGGAUAAUGCAAAGGAAGACGCUGCCUGGGAAUUCACCGUCUGUGGACAUGCGCCCCAGAGAGGAAUAAAGCAGUCCUCACCUUGCUCUCCCCACCCAGACCCACUUUCCCCUCCCGCCUCGGCCCCCACCCCGACACCACCAUCACCCCCUUCCCUCCCCCCACCUCCCCCCCUUUCCCACCCAGGUGUCGGACCAGACGGUCCCCACUUCCACCCUGCACCCCUUCUUCCCCCCCUGCACCAUGAACACCAAUGUCUGCGUGGAGCCCGGGCCGAGCCCGGAGGCCCCGGGCUUGCCCAAGGAAAGCCACCUGCCCGAGGGGGCCCUGAACAGCCUUGUGGAUUACAACUCGGAGAUGGAGCGCUACCGCUCCUUUGCCACCUCCUUCUACAAGACCAACGGGGGCGCCUUCCCGCAGGCGGCCAAGAUCGCGCGCAUCACCACCCCCAUCUUCCCCAGCAGCGCCGCCGCCGCCGCGGCCGCCGCGCGCAUCGGCAUGUCCCCCUGGAACUGCGACAACGCGGCCACCGCCGCCGCCGCCACCGCCAUGCUCUGGGGCAGCGGCGGGGGCGGGGGCGGCGGCGGGGGCGGCGGCGGCGGCGGGGGCGGUGGCGGGGGCGGCGGGGGCGGCAGGAAAUCCUCCUCCGCCGCCGCCUCCUCCUCCGCCUCCUCCUCGGCGAUUCUCCCCGCCGGCGGCGGCGGCGGUGGCGGCGGCGGCGGCGGCGGCGGCGGUGGCGGCGGCGGCGGCGGUGGCGGCGGCGGCGGCAGCAGGACCAGCAUGCACCACCGAAACGACUCCCAGAGGCUGGGGAAAGCUGGCUGCCCGCCAGAGCCGUCGUUGCAAAUGGCAAAUACUAAUUUCCUCUCCACCUUAUCCCCUGAACACUGCAGACCUUUGGCGGGGGAAUGCAUGAACAAGCUCAAAUGCGGCGCUGCUGAAGCAGAGAUAAUGAAUCUCCCCGAGCGCGUGGGGACUUUUUCCGCUAUCCCGGCUUUAGGGGGCAUCUCAUUACCUCCAGGGGUCAUCGUCAUGACAGCCCUUCACUCCCCCGCAGCAGCCUCAGCAGCCGUCACAGACAGUGCGUUUCAAAUUGCCAAUCUGGCAGACUGCCCGCAGAAUCAUUCCUCCUCCUCCUCGUCCUCCUCAGGGGGAGCUGGCGGAGCCAACCCGGCCAAGAAGAAGAGGAAAAGGUGUGGGGUCUGCGUGCCCUGCAAGAGGCUCAUCAACUGUGGCGUCUGCAGCAGUUGCAGGAACCGCAAAACGGGACACCAGAUCUGCAAAUUUAGAAAAUGUGAAGAGCUAAAGAAAAAACCUGGCACUUCGCUAGAGAGAACACCUGUUCCCAGCGCCGAAGCAUUCCGAUGGUUCUUUUAAAGCAGUAGUAUAUCUUAUUUUCAAGGCAUUUGGAAGUGAAGGGCAAACUAAUGUCUUGUUUUAAGAAACUGCUUAGUCCACCACUGAAGAAAAUAUCCAGAUAUUAUUUUCAUUUUAUGUAUAGGGGUUUCUUCAAAAAAAAAAAAAGGAAAAGAAAAGAAAAGAAAAAAAAGACAUAGAAAUAAUCUGGGAGCUUGGGGAAUUGGCCAGUCUAUUUACUUUCAAUACACUGAUUCUUUCUUUGAUGUAAUUUAGCUAUACUAGUGAAGUUGUUGUCUAUUUUGAAAGUGGCUGUAAAAAAUAAGUUUGGGUAAACCCCUGCUGUAAAAUCAUGUAUCUUUGCAAAGUACAUAUCUAUACUUCAUUUUCAAAUAUAUGUGUUUCAGUACUGUAAACUGUACAGAUAGCAGCUUGUAUUUUGUGUGUUUAGACACAAGGAGACAAUCAUGUCUGAGCAUCUAUGGAGAUUAACAGUUUGUACACAACACUAUGGUUCUGCGAGUUAAAUCUGGAGCAAUAAAUUUUAGCUUUAAAUAUUUUUUGCCAGUUGUUUCUAGAAGCAGCAACAGCAGUGGCAUGUUUUGCCAUGCAUCUUUCCGUAGAGACUUGAUGCCAAGUUUUACAAGACUAAAAGAUGAUCAUGCAUCCAGCAAUUACCUUUGGUUGUAUUGUUCUAAGAGGGGAAGAUGUUAUGAAAGUUUCAAUUAAUCUUUUGAGCACUAUAUUAGAGUAGUGGUUAUGCACUUGCAUUGCUUACAAACGAGCUGUACAGAAGGGUAUACCUCCCAAAUCCUUAGUGUAGUUGACUUGUCUUGGGUCGCACUGUAAGGCGGAGUACUCAGAGUAGUUGGAACAUGCAGAAUCGGUUGUAUAAAUUUUUUUCUUUAAGCAUUGUCUUCUAGGAUGCAAGAUAAAGUAUCAUGUCUUAGGGAAGAAAUUCAUGACUGACUUUUAUUUUUCCCCAGCCCAACAUGGGUUGUAUGUAUUUUCUGUUUAUUUUUCGCUGUUUUUUUUUUUUUUUUUUUUUUGGUAGAAAGAUAAACACUUAAGAAAACAUACCCUAAUGUUUUCAUUCCAUGUAUAAUAUUAAAAGAGUAGUUUGAUUUUUAAAAUGUGAAUACAUAAAGGCCUCCUACAUUGACAUGGCUGAGUACAUUUUUAAGUUAAAAAAAAAAAAAAGAAUUAAACACAUUCAUGAAAGCGAGGCUUUUAAAUCUCUUUUCAUCUUCCUUUCUCAGAGCCUCCCAGUUGGAACAGUGGAAUGUUCCAUUGCUCCCAUUCCCAUUCUUGUCGCUGGAUGCUUUUAUUCCUGAGGAGGCAGUGCCACAGUCAGUGGAAUUCCAUAAAUGCAAACAGCCCUCAAACAAAAGGAGCGAAUGCUUCAUAGGACCUGUGCUACCUUUUCACAUACUAUUUGGUUUUCUUCUGGCAUCAGGGGUCUUAAGGCUGUCCCAUUAAGACAAAUAUUUGUGAUGACAUGAUACUUAAGAAUUUUAUUUCUAAUUUUUUUUUUUUUUUUGGCCAGAUUAUAAAGACUGUUUUCAGCUUCAGGAAUAAAACAGAGUUUAGCAAAAACACAUAGUGUAUCGAAGUUGCCAUGUUACCCGUAACUUUUUGUUCUUUAUCCACUAGCCGGCUAUUUUAGCCUGUGACAUCCAUUAGCCUGCUGAAAAGUGUUAGCAAAACGGAUCAUGCGAAGAAAAAUAACUUGAGAAGAGAAAGGGUGAUGAAAAGGACUGUAAAGUUUUAGAAAGACUAGCAGACGAAUGAUUUUUAAAGGCUAGUAGUAGUUUUGAAUGGGAAAUAAAUACGGCAGAGGAGAUUUUUUUCAAGGCAGAAGGAGCACUUCAUCAUUGGAGUGCUGGCUGGAGGGGUGGAGAGAAGGUACUUACAAAUGCCAAUGUGAAAAACAAUGUGACUUAACUUGCCUAGAGUAUGAAUGCAAGGUCUACAGUUACUGUCAAAUAGCCUGUUUGAUAUGAAUUCAUUAUGUAUUCCACUUAUCCAUGUGUAGAGAAGAGAAUUAUAUAAACACAAGUUAAAACGUGCUGUAUAUUAAUUUUGAGAUAGCUUUCUACUUGAUGUAUAUUCCUUUGAAGGUUUCUAGUUAGAAUUUCUCUUUCUGCUGUGGGACCAAUGAGAGCAAUAUGAGUUUUUUCUUGUUCCAUUUUUUAAUUUUAUUUUACUUAUUUUUUGAAACCAGUUUGCUAAUUAAUUACAAGUAAGUGAAAAUUUACUUUCACACUUGAAUGGUAAGCUUGCCUUGCUUUUUGGAAAAUGAUGAUUGUUACUACAGAAUUGACACAAACUUUCCUUCAGGCUGCAUUAGGCAUACGAUAACAUAAAGAUCUCAUAGCAAUGUACUGUGAGUCUAAAAUACAUGCUAGUAUUGCAUGUCUUGAUGUGUUUUUGUUUGUUUGUUUUCUUAAAGAAUUAAUGAAUCUGUAUAUUGUAAAAGGUGGUGUUUUACAUGUCAAUUCCGUUUUUUAAUGAACGAAAAUCUGUUGAUUAUUGAAAUGGAAAAGUGCAGCUUUUUAAAAAUUCUCUUAUGUGUUUUUAUUCUUGAUACUGUUCUUUUACACCAGCCAUUUUUUAUGUUUUUUGGUAAAACUCUAUGUAAUGUAGGGUGCAUCUAAAGUUCUCGUUGGUGAUGUUGAAGACAGAUUACCCUUCCGGCCUCCCCGCCCCCCUUCUCUUCCCUGUAAGUCCAUGUAUCAAGAACUAGUAAAGCAUAUCGUUACAGCCCUGAGGGAGUGAUUGAAUGAUUUACAUUUUUCAUGAUUCUAAAAUACCAAUGAAAUGUAACUUUCAAACAUUCCUCACUGUUUGUUUCAUAUUCAGUUGCAAGAAAAAUCCGGAAGAUAGUGAUCAGAAUAUAAAUCACGUGGACUCUCUAUACAACUUAGAAAUUACAUAUCAGAUAAGACAGAGGAAAAACGUAGGAACGCAGGAAUCCUGCCUUCUCUGGGUGUAGAUAAGGAGAUGCCAUAUACUGUCAGGAUUUGGGGAGAGCAUGGAAAGGACUUGAGGUGUCAGCCAGUGGUGCAGUGAAUCCAUUCCUUUGUCAGCUGUCACGCACCACCCUAAAAGCACAAGAACACGAGAGUGCAAAUCUCUUUCUAGGCCUUCAAACCAAAGGGGCUUUCUGAUGGAUUCUGCCUGUCUGUGCACAAGUGGAGGCGUAUUAACAAAGGAGGAGUGUGUCCAUCCUUGGGAGAGAAAACAGUAGUAGUCUUCCCCCAGGGAAAGGCUGUAUAAAAAUGUCUCCUGGUUGCUUAAUUCCCAGGACCCAACCUUCUUCUAAACACAUUUGUAGGGAGUGAGAGAUGGUAGGCGUCCUGUGAAUUAAUAUUAAACAAUCACUCAAAGAAAGGAAUAUUCCCUUCCUUUCAUUCAGAACCCCUGGCAUGUAAGUUGUACAAUUAAUACUAAAGCAUACAAAGUCUUUAAGCCGAUAGUGUCUGUAAUCAAAUAAUGAAAAAAAAGGAAAGCAGUUAAAUGAACACACUAUUCAGGGUCAAAUAUGUAGAGCAAAAAGCUGUAGUGGGUCUUUGAUCAUGGCUAGAUUCACAGUGAUAUCAAACAGUUGGUUCUCAUGUAACAGCUAAAUGUUUCAGAUUUUGUUUUUAUUAAAUUUGGCAGUUUCACACUGAGAUCUGUAUUCCUAGUGAAUAAAAGAUAGCUACUAUGUUAGGAGGGAUUCCAUUUUCACAAUUGCAAGGAAGUCAGAGCUAUUUCAGGAACAUGGGCCACAAAAUGUACUCCUUUCACAGUGUUCUCCUAUUCUGAACUGUGCAGUUAUCUAUUACAUUUUCUAAUAGAUAUUUGUGUAAGGUGUAUGUAUGCUUGUGCAAUUAUUAAAAAAAGCAGUUUUGGAAAACAAUGUAUUUAUUAAAGAAAAUUACUUAUGGGGCAUGUACAAAACUGUAAAAAAAAAAAAAAAAAAAAAAAAAAGCUUAAAAAAAACACGUUCAAUUUGCCCAGUAAAGUUGUUUUUGUGAAAUUUCUGUGUUGUUGAAUAAAGUACUUUAGUAUUCAAAAUA